Dichomitus squalens LYAD-421 SS1 is the source of this 792-nucleotide messenger RNA. RefSeq lists its product as uncharacterized. The transcript has 5 exons. The record is from RefSeq and is a predicted model, not a curated record. NCBI's taxonomy places the organism in Eukaryota, Fungi, Basidiomycota, Agaricomycetes, Polyporales, Polyporaceae. The coding region runs from base 1 to 792 and encodes 263 amino acids.
AUGGCACUCGACUCGCCGAAUGCCGCAUUCCUCCGCGAGAGACCUGUGGUCCCGCUCCCUCCAUUGCUGUCUCCGAGCGCUUGCAUAUUCAGUCACCACGGAGAAGGCAGCAGCCUCACCUCUCUGAUAUCCACAUUGAGAUACAUUCGCAACAAUGCUGCUAAGACAGCCCCAGUACGACGGUGGCUGGAUGAAGAUUAUGACUAUGAUGCCCCCGAAGAAGUCGCUCGUCGCAACCAGGUGUUCGAAGCGUUUGCGCGUCGUGUUGCGGCGAUCGAGUCAGCGGAAGCAGGUAUUGGGCUCCAAAGUCAUAUUGAAGAGGACACAGAGUAUGCGGAUGGUACUAGGGAGACCAUCGGGAUGCAGCUCUGCGAUGUUGGAAGGAAGGCGACAGGUCGGAAGCUUUGCGUGAAGAAGCCCGUCUCUCUUGCCACUACUACCAGUAGGCGGCCGAGCCACUCACAAACAAAGACCUCAGAUAGUAGUCCAAGGCACCUUAAAGAGACUAGUGACCUGCAGGCCAGGGAGAAAAGGGUCCCAGAUGACCAAACAGAGACUGUCCCGACCGCGAUUCGAGCUGGGGAGCACCCCCUUUCCAAGUUCCAGGUACAAGAGUUCGAAAUGGUUAGAGCAUACCUCGCAAAGCGUGCAGCACACUUUGAGUGGGUGUCGACGUCUUCUCAUGGACUAGAGCCACUACCCUAUCCCAACGACAUACCGCUUUCGAACGACAUCAUUGCGUAUCGAUUUGAACUCGCGUACGACGUGUCAUGUUCUUUCUACUCUUCAUAA